Molecule: messenger RNA, 420 nt
Organism: Effrenium voratum
Lineage: Eukaryota; Dinophyceae; Suessiales; Symbiodiniaceae
Source: the annotation of a GenBank genome assembly
AUGGAUCAGCAAGGCCGACAGGGCAAGGGCAAAUUCAACGAUGGAAAGGGCAAAGGUGAGCGAGACGAUUUUGAUGACCGCAAAGGUGAUCGGAAAGGCCCCGAAAAGGGAAAAAGAAAAGGAGACGGAAAAGGCAAAGGAGACAAAGGAGAGAGAAGUGAGAAGGGCGAGAAGGGUGACAGGAAGGGCGAUGGAAAAGGAGAGAAAGGCAAAGGGAAGAGAGAGGCCAAAGUUAUGGUGAAAGGCCUUCGCGGGAAAGUCAUCUCGUUUGUGAAUGGCAAGCCGAGCGGCUUCAUUCAGCGGACAGAUGGAGAGAAGGAUGUUUUCUUUGACUUGGCGGAUGUGGUGGACGGAGAACUCCUGGAGCGCGAUGACAUCGUCGAGUUCGACAUUGUUGAGGGCCUAGAUAAGAAGUCCUGA